Molecule: messenger RNA, 6591 nt
Organism: Aethina tumida (small hive beetle)
Lineage: Eukaryota; Metazoa; Arthropoda; Insecta; Coleoptera; Nitidulidae
Product: telomere-associated protein RIF1
Exons: 11
Coding region: 280-6543 (2087 amino acids)
Biological process (GO): telomere maintenance
Cellular component (GO): nucleus
Source: RefSeq, a predicted model, not a curated record
AAUUCGUAAAUAAUUGUUUGAUUUGUAUGAAAAUUAAGUUUUUAUUCUGUUUAAUACAGUCAGGAUGUGCUUGUCAUGUGGGUUGUCUACAAAUGAUCCUUUGUAAUUUAGCGCUUUUUCACUGUUUUCUCUUAAAGCUUUGCUUUGAUCAAAUGGCACAAAUAAAAUGUUUCUCGUAUCCUAGGUUAUAAGUUUAUUAGUAAAAAAAAUGUAUUUAUGUUGUUAUAGUUAGAAAGCACUGCAGUAUUGUGUUUAGGUUAUUAUAUCCAUAUUGCGAAAAUGGCAAACACCAACAAAUACGGUCCCAUUAAGGAGACUAUAAUAAAACAAAUUGACGAUUCGGGCGGUAUACUGCUAGAUGAAGCUGUACUAGUGGCUGAACAGGCAAUUCGAAAUGACUUUCUACAAGCUGACACCAAUAAGGAAGACAUGACUGCAGCCUUUGAAAUGCUAGAAUUUCUUAUGGAAAAGCUACAGGACUCCAUGUCACAGACUUUUGUAGUGAAACUUGUUAGUGAUUUGUGUAUGGAUCCUUCACAAACAGUAUUUAGAGAGUGUACAGAAAGUAUGUUGUUAAAAACAAUUGAGGAAAAAUGUUUAACAAAGCAUAUAGUUCUGUGGAAGGAUUACAACAUUGAAUGGCUCAGUACUGUUUUUGAUGAAUUUCUGGAGAAAAAUAGGAAUCAAGAAAUUUUAAAAAAUGUUAUUUUACACAACCUUAUUCCUGAGAUGAUGAAUCUUAACACUCCCCAUCUUGUAAGAAAUAUUUUACUGGAGUUUUCAUUUAAAUUAUUACCUCACAUUCCACCCUGUACAAUAACAAAUUCAGAAUUUGAAGAAUUUAGUAACAACAUAAUAAACACAUACAUUGUUCCAAUAUGCGAGUUGCGUGACAGCGAAUACGAGAACUGGCACAAACUCUGGAUUUUAGUCUUAAAAUUAUCUGAUGAAAAAAUACACCAUUCUGUGACCUUAACAAACCACAUGCUGAGAAUAGUCGAACACGCGUUUAAAAACAUAGACACAUGUGAACAAAGACUGAGGGGUUUCGAGUGUUGGAACGAGUUAAUCAACAAUGCCGCCCUUAAUUACGAUCAUUUGUCCAGUACGAAACAGAUAAAACUGCUUUUAACGCCGUUGAAGGCGAAAUUCUUCAAACAGGACGAAGUUAUAUUGAAAAGGUUUGAGCUGUUCGUCAAUGUGAUUGAAAAAUUGGGACCGAAAGCGACGCUGUGUCUGUCGGAAUUUCUGGAGUUUUGCUUCGGGUCGCCCAACGAAAGUACGGAUCCGAAAAAGAAGAAACCUCGACACGCCAAAGCGAUUAAGGACCUUUGGGUUAAGAUUAUCACUGCUCUUUUGGAGUUACUUGGCCAUACGGACGAGUGUUCCCUAAAACUAAUCAAAUUUGAUACUGAAAUACUAACACCAGAUAACAUCGACCCCUUUUUGGCAAUUCUUGUAAAGUCAAUUAGCGAAAGUUGUAUUUUAUUAAACGACUCUCAGUUUGAUAGCUCAAGAGACCAGAUAAGCCAGUGUUUAUGGUCGCGUUUAUUCGACAUCGUGAGUGACUGUAAUAAGGAGAUAACUCAAAAAACUUUAGAAGUUCUUCUGCCUUUCUUGGAGGCGUAUUUCGAGGAGUUUCCUACUCGGAAGUUAAUUAUUGGUAACUUUUUUUACGUAAUAAUAUCAAAAAAUUCAGAAUUUACAAAUGUAGUUUUAAAACACUUACCAGUGCAUUUCUUACCAGUGAUAAUUAGUUCAGUAAGUAUAAAGCCAUAUAAUCGGAAACUUGUACAGACAAAAAUUUACAACAACAUGGACAACCCAAAGACUUUUAAGUUCUUCCUUGAAAAUUUUAAUAAAAUACAGCUAUGUGAAGAAAUUAAUUUAACCAUGGCUUGCGAUUUUUGGCUCGCCUGUUCCAAAUAUGUGUUACUGGAUAUUUUCAAUAAUGAGGCGUAUCAGUAUUCGUCCUAUCUUGUGUGGCCAGUGCAGUAUUACUUUCAAAUUGAGGACGUCACAUCAAAGGAAAUAGACAAUGCCUGGGCAAAGGUUUACCAGAAAGUAUGUAAAGAUUCAGGCAGUCAUAAACUGCAGCUCUUAGAAGAACUGGAAAAAGUGUAUGAAUUAAAUUCUUCAUUAAGUUCAAAUGUUUUAAAAUUCAUAGAAGCAAUAACAAGUAUUGAAGAAAUAUUUACUGAUGAGUUUGUUACAAAACUGAUGAAAAUUACGACAAAAAUAUGUUCCACACCUAUAGCGACGAAAAAGGAUCUGGACUUGAUAGUUACCAUACUAAAAUUGUACUUAAAUACGAAUUUGUCCUUUUACCAAGAGUCCACACUUAACGGAGUAAAUAAUAUAUGUUUAUGCAUAGAAAAAACUAUUAAAUGCCAUGGUAAUUUUGAAAUUUUGCCAGAUUUAUUAAGUUUUUUAGAAAAAGCAAGUGGCGAAGUGAAAUCUGCUUUUAGUAAAUCGUUGAUAGAUUUAAAAGACGUACAGUGUAAUGAUAAAAAUUUAAAUGGCGUUCUUGUAAAGGUUUUGGAUGUGUUAGGUAUUAAAUCUAUUGACAAUGGGUCCUCCAAAUUACCAAGGAGUAGGGCAGCAAGAAUUGCCAAUUACAAAGGGAAUCCGUAUUCUCCCAAAAAUGAGGCAAUUGAAAAUAGUAAACCUUUAAAAUCACCUUCAAACCCAGAUAGCCCUCAGAUAUGUAAUUAUUUGGGUAAUAUCAACGAAUAUAAUGUUCGGUCGCCUUCCAGAGCAAGGAAAAUGGUUGAAAUUUCUCAAGAUAUAAUUGAAAAUUCUGAAGAAGGUUCAAAGAAUGUGCGUUCUACGAGUUUAAAAAUAAACAGGGAAAACAGGCAAAAUUUAACUAAUGAAAUAGCUUCAAAUGACUAUUCUCCAGAUGAGUCACAUUUGAAUAAGAAACCAGAGGUUGAUUCACCAGGUGAAAGUGAUAUAAUAGAGGACACAGAAGAUGUUCUGAAGGAAAUAAAUAAAAGUCACUCUUCAACAAAAUCUCCAAAGCCAAAACUAGCAUAUAAUAUUAGUUCACCAAAAAAUCGGGCUUCAAAAAUAGCCGAACAACAGAAUGAUGAAAAUGAAAAAAAUCCUGCUCCUCAGGACUCAGUUUUCAGAACUAGAUCAAGCAGGAUUUCUAACAUCAUUGAAAACCAUAAGUCUCCCAGGACUACCCCAAUGACUAAGGAAACAGAACCAUCAAAACUUCUCCAAUUAUCAACAAGAACGAAGAACUUAUUUAUUAACAUGGAGACGAAAGAUUCGGUCUCCACAAACAUCGAAACGGAGCCGCAGAUAAUUAUUCCUCUGGAAAACGUUGUUACUGAACCAAAGUCUCCAAAAGGCCAAGCUCAAAACGAUUCAAAAGGUGCAGAUACUGCAGAAAACACUAGAGAUAGGUCAAGAUCAACAAGAACACACAACAAAUCUAUUAAUGAUGAAAAUACAAAAUCAGGAGACAAAUCAGAAAGUAGGACAACAAAGAAAUCUCCUGUAGAAAACGUAGAAAAUCCGGUAUCGGGUGUUGAAAUAGGAAAAAGCGGAGCUAAAACCCCAAAUCCAGAUUCUCCAAAAAUUCAAAAAAAACUUAAAUCAAGAAGACGUUCAAAUAAUGCUAAUACUGAAAAACUUUUAGAACCCGCAUCUCCAAAGAAUUCUAUUAAAAAUCAUGAAAACGAAGAGAAUAAUAUACGUAUGGAUGAACGUAUUUCUCCUGGCAAAAAAAUAAAUAUAGUACAAAAUAUUUUAUUAAACAGUCCAAGUAACAUUAAUGUUGGUGUUGACGUAGGAAUUAAUGGAACGUUACCCAAAUCAAAUGCUAUAAAACCGGAUACUCCAUUAACUACAGUUUCUAAAAAUGACCAGAAAUCAAAUAACUAUGUUAAAAGGCUUCACAUAGAUGCGGUUAGUAGCCCAAUGAGGUCAAGAAAGAGAUUACGGGACGAUAAAAUCGUAAAUCAAAAGUCUGAAAGUAGUCCAAAGAACAAGAGAGUGAAAAGUUCCGAUAGAAAAAAAGAACCAAACCAAACUGGUGAUUUGGAUAGUCAAGUUAAGAAGAAUAAAGAUAAUGAAAAGAAUCUUCAAGAUAACCUGUCGGCGAAUGAAGAAGCGGAAGUUCAAAGAGAGAAGAAAGACUAUCAAAACGAAGAUAUUCAAAAACAUAACAAAAGUAAGAAAACAAAUACGUUAAAGACUGAUACCAAAAAUGGUAAAGAUGAGAGCUUUACAACUACCAAUAAAAAGCACAAAUCUCAAUCAAAUAACAAAGAAGCUACCAACCAAAUUUCUAUUAGUACAAAAUUGGAUGAGACUGCUAAUCAAAAAAUAUCCCGUGAUGAUAAUAUUAAGAAUACCAGUUUUCAAGGGGAAAUUACUAGUGAUUUGAAGCAAGUAAUUACACGAACAAAAAGCACUGAAAAUUUAGAAAGUAAACCGUCCGAUUCUGAUACCAAAGUCCCUAGAAGUCGACCAAAAAGAAAUUCUGAUAAAAUAAAUAAAAAAGAAAGUAAGCUAGAUAUUUCCGGCGAUAAUCUCAGUAAAACCAACACCCCAAAACAAAAUGAUUUAGAUCGACGUAAAAGAGAUAAAAGCUUAAAAACGAAACAAGACAAAGAUAUCUCGAUUAAAGAUGAAAUUGGUGAUUGUUUUCAAGGUGAUGAAGAAAUUAGAAGAAAACCGAACAGUUUGGAAACAUCUUGGGAAGAAACUGACAUUACUUCCACUAACACCGAGAAGCCUUCACUCAAAGACAAUUCUAAAAGUGAUGUUUCUAUAGAAAACGGGGAACAAACUGUCUUGGAAGAAAGCAAUAUAAAGAGUGAUGAUGAUAUACAGGUCUCCAAAAGAAGCAGGGGCAGGCCAAAAACAAAUGGCAGGAUAAUAUUAAAACCAAAGAGUUUCAUUCGCAAAUAUUCAUUAAGGAAAAAGAAAGAAGAAACUGUGGAUACCGUUAAACAUGCAAUAGAAGUGGCUAUUAAGAAAUCACAAGAAUCGGAAGAUAUAAUAGACAAUUCUCAGACAAGUAGCAUCAAUAUUACACCAAUGUUAUCGCCUAACGUAAACAGGUCUUCAAGAAGUCCUAAAAAAUUAACGUCGGAAGACAAAGCAUCUAAUUCGUCUUUAACAGAUACAAUAACGCCUUCCGAUUCUGAAUCGCCGCUAUGUGACAAUUUGGUGAAGGUUUCAAAAACUGUUAUUAAAUUUGAUUUGCCUAAAAAACCUGAUUUGACAGAUUCGGAAAAAAUCGUCAGCGAAAUGGAUACUGUCACUUUACUCUCUGAACAAAUAGCGUUCGAUAACACAUCGACAAGCGUGAAAAACACACAACAGAGUAAGCUUACAACUUCGGAAGACGUCAAGGAUGAGUUGGACAUGCCUGGCACUCCAGUUUCCAAAACAAUCAUCCUACCUGCAUCACCUGUCAACGGCGACACCCCAAACAAAACGAAGGAGCUACUUAAUGACACACACGAUAUAUCUCCGAUUGGUAGUCAGGACGUUGAUGAAGAUGCUGAUUUAAAAACUACCAGUCCCGAGACGCAAACAGAUUCUCCUGAUAAUAAAACCAAGACUAGGAUGCGAAGGAUGUUGAGACGCGACAGUGACACCGUAAAGUCCCCGUCCAGCUCCAGAGUAAGAAAACUGAUGUCCAAGUUAAAUUUGGAGCAAAACUUACCGAAAGUCAAAAACAAGACCCACGUGUUCGAGUUUAAGAAGUCGGUACCUAGUCCGCUGGCGAAGCCAAAAAGUAGCAUCCUAAAGAGGAAGUUGUCGGAAUUAAGCGAAGAAGACCUUCCAGCCUCUAAGAAGAAACGAGUUAAUUUCUCUUGCCCCGCCACCACGUCCAGGAAGGUAAUUUUAAAAGAAUCCAAAGAUAUAUUUUCCGAAUUAGAUGAUAUAGAGUCGGAACAGAGUUUAGAUAUAAUCAACGCUCAUCUUUUGGACAACGAAAAUCCCAUUUAUUCUAAACUAGUGUCUUGUUCUGAUGAUGUGAUGGAAGUGUUGAAACAAAUAACAAGUCCGAUGGUGGCGAAGGUGUGGCAUAAUGAACUCUCCCAGCAGAAAAUAGCGACGGUUGGCGAUUUGGCCAGUAAAACUGAAACGGAAGUCAACAGACUGCCUUUAAAAAGUCCUGUAGUCAGUAACGUUUACAAGGCGUUGGAUAGGUUUUAUCAGAAAAAGGAACUGGAAGGCUCAUCUGAUAUUGAUUGUGAAGUUGUGAACGAUAAUUGUAAAGAACAAUUGGAUUUCCUUAUGAGUAAAAUCACCAAGCCGACUUUAAUCAAAUAUCUGUUGGAGUAUCUGUCUGCCGAAGAUGUAAAUGACGUUCUUCAACAUAACAGCUUUAAUAUGAAAGAUAAAUUGGCAUUAUCAUUAGCCACAAAGUCAGUGGAUGAUAUAUUUGAGUUCCAUAAAACAACUUAUUCUAAUGUCCCUGAUGACCAGAAAAAUGCAUUACUUGUUAAGUUAUUAAAUUUUGUUACUUCAGAAGUUUCACAAAGAUUUUCUGGAAAUUGUUCUACAUAGGAGCACUACAUAUAUAUUUGUAAUAUAUAUUAUUAAAAAUAAAAUCUA